UUUAUCUACCAACGCGCAUGCGCUUAUUAGGCUUAUUAGAACUGUCCACCUGCAAAUAUUCAGUGGUUCGGUUCAUUGCAGAGUCUCAAUGAGUGAAAUUCGUCCAAUUCAGUCUUUAAUUUCAGUGUGGUUUUCCCGGAGAACUUUUGAGGAAAAGAACAAUAUCAUUGCAAGUGGUCAGCUUACUCCUGAAGUUGUCAUCACGAAAACGGAGACGAAUUUGUCACUUUCAAGCCAUCACGUACGAGAAGCAUAAAAAGGUAGCUGGCUGUCCACAGGUUAGCAAACGUUCCCGUUUGCCCCCCCCCACGGAACACAUAAUCUGGACUACGGCAGGUUAUGAUGAUUUAAACAACCUUCACGCGGCUUUGAGCAAGCACGAGCGUGCAUCCCCGCUCACAUUUCGUGUGGUGAAACAUUUCGGAAUUCACUCGUUUCGUGCGCUCAAAUGGCUUGUGCGAAACUACGCCACGAGUUUACAAACUGUGUGAGCUGUUCCGCACUUUGCCAUCCGCCACUGCAUCGGUGGAAAAGAACAUUCUCUGGACCAAAAUGGAUUAGCGCAAUGCCGUGGGACAGCAGAAAUUGUUUGGCCCUGCCAUGAUGUCUACUGGACCCGGGAUGCUCGAGAAGAUCAAGUCAGAUGGAAGCUUCUAUGACAAACACAUCGUGAAGUUUACCUAAAAGGCACCUAGGAUGGAAUUCACAAGUGGCAACGGCCCUGAGGAGGUGAACCAGUGCGACUGUGUGUGAAAGAUAAAGGGCUGCUCGGCACAUCCCCAGAGCUGGGAGGACUUGGCUCCGAACACACCACAAGUCUGCUUGCGUAACGGAGCUCACCGCUGACACCGAGGAGGUUGAGCGGUUCCGGGAUUAGAGUGUAAAAGAGUGAGGACUUGCACCUUGCACAGACUUGCUGGGAGAAGGAGGAGUCUCGCAGCUUCAUCCCCAAUGACUGUUGCGAGUAGUCCGGCAAGAGCGAGAGAGAGAGAAAGAGAGAGAAAGGGGGGAGAGAGUGAGAGAGAGCGUGAUGAGCUCUAGUAUGGAUGGCCAGCGAGACGCUGUGCAAGUGAGCCAGAGAAGACAGUGAAAGUGCAAGAAGCUCCCACCAGGAGAAGAGCAUGCGAGCCCGAGCUCAGCAGUGACAAUUCUCAAGUCUGACACGCUGAAAAGAGACGGAAGAAGGAGAAGGAGAAGGAGGAUCGGCGUUGAACUGAAGACACUGUAGCGGCUUUCCUCUGGUUUUGCCCCUCUCACACUCUCAAUCAUGAUCCCUCGGGUCCUUCUGCUCCUGUGGAUCUUCGGACAUGGUGUAGAGUCCAUGUUUUCCCAGCAGCCACAGGACUUGGUGGUGGUGGCUGGCCAACCCGUGACCUUACCAUGUUCUAUCCCCGGCUACCAUGGCGUUGUCCUGUGGAUCAAAGAUGGCCUGGCACUCGGUGUAGGAAGAGACCUCUCUGGCUAUCCCCGUUACACGGUGAUCGGCGACCACGGCUCCGGAGAGCAUCAUCUGCGAAUCCAGCGUGUGGAGCUGAUGGAUGAUGCUGUGUUUGAGUGCCAGGCCGUCCAGGCUGCCAUGAGAUCCCGUCCUGCCCGCCUUACCGUCCUUGUGCCACCUGAGGACCCGGUCAUCAGCGGCGGGCCAGUGGUGAGCCUGAGGGCCGGAGACCCACUCAAUCUGACUUGCCACGCUGAUAACGCCAAGCCAGCAGCCUCGAUCAUCUGGAUCCGCAAUGGAGAGGUCCUCAACGGGGCCAUGUACUCCAAGACAUUGCUCCGCGAUGGAAGAAGAGAAACCACCGUGAGCACGCUCUACCUGUUACCUUCCAACAUCGAGACCGGCCAACAGAUCAUCUGUAAGGCCUCAAACAAGGCAGUCCCCAAUGGCAAGGAGACGAGUGUCACAAUUGACAUCCAACAUCUGCCUCUUGUCAAUCUCUCAGUGGAGCCUCAACCGGUUCUUGAGGGAAAUCUUGUGGGAUUCCACUGCUCUGCAAAGGCCAACCCUCCUGUCACACUGUACAGGUGGGCAAAGGGAGGAAGUAUAAUAAAGGAAGUCUCCAGCGACACCUACGAGGUGAUUGUGGACCACUCCUUCUUCACAGAGCCCGUUUCCUGCGCAGUAACCAACCAACUUGGCACCACCAACGUCAGCCGUCAUGUCGACGUCUACUUCGGGCCUCGCAUGGCUGCAGAGCCUCAGUCCUUGCAGGUGGACCUUGGAUCCGAUGCUGUGUUCAACUGUGCCUGGACAGGAAAUCCCUCUCUUACAAUUGUCUGGAUGAAGAGGGGUUCUGGAGUGGUUCUUAGCAAUGAGAACCUUCUAACGCUGAAAUCCGUGCGGCAGGAGGAUGCCGGGAAAUAUGUUUGUCGUGCUGUCGUCCCAAGAGUUGGUGCAGGGGAGAAGGAAGUUUCUCUCACUGUCAAUGGGCCACCCACUAUUUCCAGCACUCAGACACAGCAAGCCUUGCACGGAGAGAAAGGACAGAUCAAAUGUUUCAUUCGAAGUACUCCACCACCAGAUCGCAUUGCCUGGUCCUGGAAAGAGACGGUUUUGGAGUCCGGGACGUCCGGCCGCUACACGGUGGAGACGGUCACCACAGAGGAAGGGGUCAUCUCCACACUGACCAUGAGUAACAUAGUGCCAGCUGACUUCCAGACAAUCUACAACUGCACUGCAUGGAACAGCUUUGGCUCAGACACUGAGAUCAUUCGCCUUAAGGAACAAGGUGGGAGCCAAGAAUCCCUUCCCGUGGCGGUGAUCAUCGGCAUUGCCGUGGGAGCUUUUGUGGCCCUCAUCGUCCUCAUGGGAACCAUUGGAGCGUUCUGUUGUACCCGCUCCCAGAGAAAGGAAGCGCACCUGGUUAUGCCCUCACUGCCCGUCUCCAUCUGUGCUCACCAGAGAGAACUUGCAAGCAAAAUUAAAACAGAAAAUCUGAAAGGGGUUGUGUCUGCGAAAAACGACAUCCGGGUGGAAAUUUUGCACAAAGACCACAACGCCGCCAGAGAAAACGAGGAGCACGCCUCCAUGAAACAACUGAUGGUGAGUGUGGAACGCGGAGAGUUCCAGCAAGAGUCUGCUCUUAAGCAGCUGGAGGUUCUGCAAGAGGAAGAGAAAGAGUAUCAGCACAUUAAGGACCCCACAAAUGGCUACUACAGCGUCAAUACGUUCAAGGAGCACCCGACGCCAACCGUGGCAGGGAACCAGUCCGCUGACGGGAGGAAUCCGACAAACACAAGCACCCUAGGCAAGCAAAGGGUCCCAACGGGCAUGUCCUUCACCAACAUCUACUCCACCCUGGGAGCAGGCCCCAAUCGUCUAUACGACUACAGCCAACGCUUCGUUUUGGGCAUGGGCAGUAGCUCCAUUGAGCUCUGCGAGAGGGAGUUCCAACGCGGGUCCUUAAGCGAUUCCAGUUCAUUUAUCGACACGCAGUGCGACAGCAGCGUCAGCAGCUACAGCAAACCGGACGGCUACGUGCAGUUCGACAAAGACAGCAAGGCGUCGGCCUCCUCGUCGUCCCACUACUCCCAGUCUUCGUCGCAGAACUCGGACCUGACCCGGCCCCUGCAGAAGCGCAUGCAGACCCAUGUCUGACAACCAGGAUGGGAGGGAUGCCGUUGAAACAGGGUGUGAACAAGCCUCAGUGUGAAACUGUAUGCUCUUGUAGAUGUGCAGGAAAUCAAAAGUUGUGACUUCUUUUCAGACUUUGCAAUGUCUUCAAAUGUGGGUCAAGAAGCCUUAUACUGCCCAAUCAUGUCGUUAAUUUUUUUUUGUUUUGUUUUUUUAAUCCAUAAUCUUGAGUAGUGCCACAGCAGUGAUGCUUGCCAACACAGAGACGAUCCAAAUACGGAGCUUGAACUGAUUUACCACACGGGAUUGUUCCACUGAUUAAUGGACAGUGAUAAUACAAGGCUUUGUUUGAUAAUCUUCUCCCUUUGCAGAGACUUUUUUUUUUCGGUUUUGUUUUAAGAUUGUCAUUCUAAAAAAAGAAAUUUUUAUCAGUGUUGGAAUGAAAGAGUACAAGUGUGAGCUACUUUCCCACUGCUCUUUCAUGUUCUGUAGUUUGAAGCACAAAGACUGAAUGUGCACGACGUUUUUAGGUGUUGCAACAACAAUUCGGCACCCAUCGCCAACCCCCUACCUCCUUUGGCCCUCAGCUCAGCUUGUUGCGACGCAGUAAAACGUGCGUCCCUCCACAUGCCCACAGACGUGUUUAGUAGUAGAGGGAGACGCUAAAGAAGGGCUGAGGACACAUUUACAAUCCAGAGUCUUGUGUUUUACAUCGACGCUCACAUUGAAUAGUAGUGUACAUAUUGUAUAUGCCUGUAAAUUAUUUUUGGAAUCUUAACGAGACAACAGUGGUUCACAUUGUCCCAAAAAAAUGUAUUCUCGACUUUGCCUUGAGAUCCUGUUGGAACUGCUGUCAAAGUGUUGACGAAGCAAGGCGGGCUUCCCUGUCGACGCGGAGGGGGCGACGUAACGUAACGCAACGCAACGCCGGCCCGUAAGCGAACUUGUGCUGCGCCAGAAGUCAUCAGCCAUACGCACUGAAUGAAAUGUAAACAUAUUGUAGUGAAAAUUCUUAUUUUUGUCGUUAUAUUGGUGUGAGUAGUGAGUGUUACUGAUGGAACAGGAAUUGGACACACAGGAGUUAAAUUUACAAAUUCACAAAGCUUUUGUCUCUUGAUUUUUAUUUUCUAUUUACUGAAUUAUUAUUAUUAUUAUUACUAUUAUUGUUAUUAUUAUUAUUAUUAUUUUCGCCACCAAUAUGGUCAUGUUCAACCUGGCUGCAAGUUUGAGCUUGACUUUUAAUUUGAUACUGUUUAAUUUUAUUAUCGUCACUCUAAAAAAAUUGAAAAUUACAACAGUGAUGUGUACAAAACAAUUGCUUUACCUUCCAAUUUGAAAAAAAAAAAAAAAAAAAAGAAAUGUUAAAAUCUGUUGGUUAUCGUAAAAUAUGUAAGUAAAUCCCAAUAAAUUUAACUGGAAAAUUGAAGUCAUAUUUCUUAGUUCCGAAGUGUAGUACGGCAACUGUAAUAUAAAAUAUACUGUGUGUAUAUAUUUUUGGCAAAAGAAUAAAAUAAAAGCUUGUGUUUAUGUAUCAAACCGUAUCAAACAAGGUUUCAUUCAAAUUUGGCAAAAUACAAUUUUUUUCAGACAAUGAUUUCUCCCUCAAACCUCAUUGGAAUGAAAACAAUUCCAACCUGCUCUGAUGGGAUUUGAGAAAGAAAAA
Molecule: messenger RNA, 5237 nt
Organism: Syngnathoides biaculeatus (alligator pipefish)
Lineage: Eukaryota; Metazoa; Chordata; Actinopteri; Syngnathiformes; Syngnathidae
Gene: kirrel3b
Product: kirre like nephrin family adhesion molecule 3b
Exons: 19
Coding region: 1268-3598 (776 amino acids)
Biological process (GO): synapse assembly; cell-cell adhesion
Cellular component (GO): cell-cell junction
Molecular function (GO): cell adhesion molecule binding
Source: RefSeq, a predicted model, not a curated record